Plodia interpunctella (Indianmeal moth) is the source of this 1916-nucleotide messenger RNA. It is a transcript of the gene Obp73a, whose product is annotated as Odorant-binding protein 73a. Bases 130 to 684 code for a protein of 184 amino acids. NCBI's taxonomy places the organism in Eukaryota, Metazoa, Arthropoda, Insecta, Lepidoptera, Pyralidae. Gene Ontology annotation, molecular function: odorant binding. The transcript is spliced from 6 exons. The record is from RefSeq and is a predicted model, not a curated record.
ACGACUCGUGUUCCAUACUGCACUUGGUCGCGUACCCUUUGCCGCACGCCUUGUCUGCGAAUAAAAAAAAAAAGAAAUUCCAAAUUUAAAUUAUCUUGUGUUCUUAAAUUUUACUUGUGCUGUGUGAAAAUGGUUCGCAAAAUCAGUGCGCUUCUGUGUUGUCUAUGCGUUUUUGGUAUUUCGCUGAGCGACAGUGCCAUUUCCACUGAAACUGAAAAGAGAUGCAGAAACCCACCCACAGCUCCACAGAAGAUCGAGAGGGUCAUUACACUCUGUCAAGAUGAAAUUAAAUUGUCCAUUCUUAGAGAGGCCCUGGACGUGAUCAAAGAGGAGCACACGAUGCCGGCGCAGCGGAGGAGGAACAAGCGAGAGGUGCCCUUCACGCACGACGAGAAGAGGAUAGCUGGAUGCUUGCUGCAGUGCGUGUACAGAAAAGUCAAAGCUGUGGACGGUUUUGGGUUCCCAACGUUAGAAGGUCUGGUUGGACUGUACUCGGACGGGGUCAACGAACGCGGGUACUUCAUGGCCGUUCUGGAAGCUUCCAGGGAGUGCCUCAUGAGGAACCACGACAAAUUCUCUAGGACUACACCCAUGGAUAAUGGACGCAACUGCGACAUAUCGUUCGACAUCUUCGAGUGCAUCUCGGACCGCAUCGGCGAGUACUGCGGCGGCGCCGGGCUCUGACUACAUUCUGUACUUUGUGUUUCUUCUUUUUUACUGCAAGGAAAAACCAGCGAUACUACUCGUUGAUAGUGUAGGUACCUAUAGCCAUCAUUGUGGCUCUUCCAUAAUAUCUUCCAUAAAUUUUACAUUGCGUUCGUUCGUAUGUGUUUUUUUAACCAGCAAUGUACGUUGAUUCAAAGGCAAAGUUUGGCGAAAUGUUUGCCGAUAGUGUGGAAUCAGCGUUAGGUUAUAAGGGAAUGUGAGGUCGUUGGUUGUGGAUUUGUAAAUGGGCACAAAUGUACUUAGUUCGAUUGUUUUUUUAGAAAUAUUUUCUUGUUAAUUUUAUAGGUGUACUCAUCGACUUGCGUCAAUCGACCAAUAAACUUGUCUCAUAGCUUUUAAACCGACUAUUAACAUAAAAAAAAAGCUAAAAAAGCUAAAUUGUUAAUUUAUAUUUUUCCAAUUUGUAACAAUCGUAAAUGAAACGAAAAUCUCGAAAAUAAGUAAUAAUCGCACUAAUUAAGCACAUUUUGUAUGGAGUGCUAAAAUUGCUCGUAUCGUCGUUUAAUAGUUUAAAUAGAAUUUGUACCUAUUCAUAUUCUAUCAAUAAAUCAAGUUAUAUAAUUUGUUUUUGUAUGUUCACGAAUUCUUCUGAAAUCAUUCAGUUUAUUUUUCAACUUAUUUUAUAAUACCCCUAUGAUAAGUUACCAACCAAUAACUAUAAUUUUAAAGGUCUGUGCACACCGAACUCCUGUGGCAUUAUGCGUUACAAUUUCCUGCCAAAGAGCGCACGUGUGCCCCGGCCUUUUGACGAAUUCUAUGUAAGAAAUUGUAAAUACCUAUUAACAUAAUAUGUGAUGCUCAGUAAUUGUUAACAAUUAAUACCAUUAUAUGAUAAUUUGUAGAUAUUACAGACGUGUUACCAAAAUUGGUUGUUAUUAAUCGAUUUCCACGAUUUUCCAAAAAAUAUCAAUCGUUUUAAUUUGUUUAAUUAUUUUGGUGGUUUUGUAUUUUAUUAGUAUUCUCUUAAUGUUAAGAUCGGUGUAAUUAAAAAGAGCUAAAUAUAUGCGUAAAUUCCUAUUGAUAUGUGAUUAAAAAUAAAAUUAUUUUUUUUCAAAAAUGUCAACACUCUACUGUAAAUGACAAACUAUACUGCCACUACUUAUUAAAGUCUUAAAUUAGUGAAAUCUUAACGAACUGAUAGAUUAAUAUGUAGUUUUAAGUAGAUUAAUAAAUGUAUAAAUACCUUACAA